Messenger RNA from Drosophila innubila, 344 nucleotides. It is a transcript of the gene ox, whose product is annotated as cytochrome b-c1 complex subunit 9. The coding region runs from base 93 to 260 and encodes 55 amino acids. The record is from RefSeq and is a predicted model, not a curated record. Gene Ontology annotation, biological process: mitochondrial electron transport, ubiquinol to cytochrome c. NCBI's taxonomy places the organism in Eukaryota, Metazoa, Arthropoda, Insecta, Diptera, Drosophilidae. The transcript is spliced from 2 exons.
UUGUUGCACACUGUUUGAUACAGCUGUUCAUUGGCGUGAGAAGGAAUCGGAGAAUUUGCUUAAAAAAUAAAUUUGAGCUAACAAUUUGCAAAAUGAAGGUUAUCUACAAUACACUGUUCAAGCGGACUUCCACCUACGCUGUGGCCAUCAUCGCGUCUGCAUUUUUCUUUGAGCGCGCCAUCGAUGUUAGCUCGAACAUGAUUUUCGACUCCAUCAACAAAGGCAAACAAUGGAAGGACAUCAAGAGCAAAUAUGAAUAGACGAGCGGCUAGCUUUAAAUAAAAACAGUGAUGAUUCAUUGUAAUUAGCAUAAAAAAGAAUCAACGUUUAUUCUAAAAGAAAAA